Messenger RNA from Octopus sinensis (East Asian common octopus), 297 nucleotides. RefSeq names its product ubiquitin-conjugating enzyme E2 A-like. Bases 1 to 297 code for a protein of 98 amino acids. Gene Ontology annotation, biological process: protein polyubiquitination; DNA repair; proteasome-mediated ubiquitin-dependent protein catabolic process. Lineage: Eukaryota; Metazoa; Mollusca; Cephalopoda; Octopoda; Octopodidae. Gene Ontology annotation, molecular function: ubiquitin conjugating enzyme activity. Gene Ontology annotation, cellular component: HULC complex. The record is from RefSeq and is a predicted model, not a curated record. The transcript has a single exon.
AUGUUUCACCCUAACGGUACAGCUGUUGAGUCAGUUUUAGUUUAUGCCGACGGGAACAUUUGUUUGGAUAUUUUAAAUUCAAAGUGGAGUCCUACUUUUGACGUGGGGGCUAUUUUGACGUCUAUUCAGUCUCUCCUGGACGACCCCUUUAUUCAAAGUCCAGCCAAUUAUCAGGCAGCGACUCUUUAUACACAGAACAAGAGGGAGUACAACAAAAUAGUCUCUGAGCUGAUUGAGUCUAACCUCACUCCAUGCGAAGAAGAGUCUGAAAACGAGGAUGAACAAGUCGACUCCUAA